Molecule: messenger RNA, 1002 nt
Organism: Mya arenaria
Lineage: Eukaryota; Metazoa; Mollusca; Bivalvia; Myida; Myidae
Exons: 8
Coding region: 1-978 (325 amino acids)
Cellular component (GO): membrane
Source: RefSeq, a predicted model, not a curated record
AUGCAUUUACAAAGGAAAAAUAACCGAUUUCAGAGUGUAGGGGACGACCAUGAGCAUCUACCAGUAGGGGAUGACCUUGAGCAUCAACUUGUAGGGGAUGAGAUUGGGCAUCAACCUGUAGGGUAUGACCUUGAGCAUCUACCAGUAGGGGAUGACCUUGAGCAUCUACCAGUAGGGGAUGACCUUGAGCAUCAACUUGUAGGGGAUGAGAUUGGGCAUCAACCUGUAGGGUAUGACCUUGAGCAUCUACCAGUAGGGGAUGACCUUGAGCAUCUACCAGUAGGGGAUGACCUUGAGCAUCUACCAGUAGGGGAUGACCUUGACCAUCUACCUAUAGGGGAUGACCUUAAGUAUCUACCAUUGAUGGGUGUGGGUAUCAUCAUCGUGGGGAAGUAUGUGGACUCGGAGAUCAGCAAGAACGAGAACGUCAUGGAGCUCCUAGUACUAUACAUAGGCAUCAUCCUCCUCGUCAUAAUCGUUGAAAUUGCCGUGGUCAGCUUGUGGGUCAAGCUUUUCCGAGAGGUGGACUACGCCCUGGAGAGCCUGCUCCUGGAUCUACUGAAGGAGUACACGGGGUUCUCCGACAUCACCGUCUACACUGUGGGCUGGGACUUCAUCUUCAUACUCUUUGAUUGCUGUGGAGUGCACCCAAUAACCGCGUCCUCGAAUGAUUUUGAGACGCUUCCGUCAGCGUUUUGGUCGAACGGUGACCGCGGAAGUGACGUCAUCCCGCAUGCGUGCUGCAAGGAUGUGGCCGUUAAAAACUACCUUAACUACACAAACACAGACUGCACUGUGAACUUGCAAGACUAUCAUACAUCGGGUUGCUAUGACGCAUUUGAUCGAAUUUUCAACCAGCUAGGUUCGGCGGCUGUUUCCGUCGCAAGUCUGUUAGUUCUAGCAGAGCUUGGUGCAAUAUUCUUCAGUGUGAUUAUAAUAAUUGCGGUUUUCAAGAAGAAAAGAGCCGGUCUUGUUUGAAAGAAACCUAAAUGCAGACCUGCA